AAUUUCUCAUCAUUUUUCCAUGACCACCAUCAACAACAACAAUGCGAAUAAUUUCAUUUGUUUGUUGGCAAAAAGAACAGCAUUUGCAAUACAAACUACUGCUACCGAUAAAACGAAACAAAACAAAACGAAAAUCCGUCUUGAUCCUGUUUCACAAGAAUUCAUUUGAAGGACGAAAAAAACAACAAAAACAAAGUGAUUAAUUGUUUUCCAUUGAACCGAAUCGGCUAGAAAAAAAAACAUCAUCUAAAACAACAGGAGAAAAGUUUCAGUCUUGCAGACUAAUUAUUCUUGAUAUACACCAUGUAUCAACAACAACAACAACAGCAGCAGCAACCAAGAAGACGAUUCAUCAUUUAUUUGAUUUCUAAUCAUAAUGACACGAAUAAUAAUAACCAACAGAAACAACCGAUUGGUUUGAUUCAUAGUCAUGAGAUUAUCGGUGGUAAUAAUGACGAACGUAGAAUUGUUAAUCACAAUAAUUCCAAUGAACACCGUCUUCAUAUACAACCAUUUGAUGAACAACAUCCAACCAGUGUUGAACUUGAACAGAUGAUCAAUCGAAAUGAUUUCAAUGUAAUUCAUUUUGAAUCGAAAGAUGCUGAUCGUAAUAUGCUUGAAUUAUCGAUGGAUAAUGAUCUUGGACAUCAUUUUCAUUGGCUUUUACGAUCACCAUGUAUGAUAUUGAUCAAUUCGAUUAUUCGUUUGCAUUUGGAUUCAGCAGUCUAUAGAAAAGCUGCUUCGGCUGCCGACAGCAAUGUAAUAACAGGAAUGAAAGAAAUAUUCCUCAUUAAUGAUGCUCAAUUAUGCUUUGAAAGUUCUUCCUUUCAUUCUCGUUGUUUAUUUUCGGUUGAUUCUCCGAAAUUUGGUGGCAUAAUUAACCUAUACACCAAAAGUAAUUUUGUGAAACAAAUCACAUCGAUUGAAAAUAAUCAACAACAACGACGACAGCAAAUUGCCUCAAUAUUUUAUUGUUCAUCAAAUAAUACCACAACAACGAUAGCAACGAAUAAUAAUGGUGGUGGUACUGCUGCUUCAAAUGUUAAAAAUAUUGUAAUCGGCAAUAUUCCAGAAAAUUAUCCAAAAUCAACAUCAUCAUCCGUUGGUGGUGGAAAAAAUGAACCCGAUUAUCUCAUCUAUUAUGAUGAUAAACAUCAAACAAAAUUGGUGGCUAUUGUUUGUGGCAAAAUUGAACCAUUUUCACCGACAGAUUCCAUGAACAAUAACAACAUUGUGACUGAAUUCAAUCCUGGUCAAAUUCUUCGUAUGCCUGACACAACAUUGGAAUUACGUAAUGAUCUUUGUAAUGAACAGAAUCGAAAAGAUUGGUUCUAUCUAUGUAAACAUUCAUCAUUGAUACGUGUACGAUUUAUGGCGAAUGUUUAUGUACAUAGUUUACAACCAACAAAAUGUUAUUUCAAAUCAUCACUAACCGUACCACCGAAAAAAUUUUCAAUCGUAAUUGCCGGAUAUGUAGGCAUAAUCGGACACCAUAAACCGACAGUCCCGGAUGAUUAUUAUAAUGCAUCAAAAGUCAUUUCCGGCGGUACUAGAGAUCAUUUAGUAGAAAUUAUUGUGGAUGAAGAUUGUCUUGUAUUUAUUGGCGAUCAUUUUAUGUUGCUUAUGGCUAAAGAAUCACGAAAUUCUACUACUGCUGCUGCUGAUAAUGUUGUAUUGAAAAUGGAAAUGAAGAACAAAUGAAAUUAAAUUUCCUAUAUUCUCCUUUGAAAUUAAAGCUAAGAAAAAAAUUCCUUUAGAAAUACUCGAAAAAUCAUUGAAGAAUCACCGCUGUAUCCUCUAAACUUUUGAACAAAACAAAAAUUAAAAUUCAAGAUGUUUCGU
Molecule: messenger RNA, 1842 nt
Organism: Dermatophagoides farinae (American house dust mite)
Lineage: Eukaryota; Metazoa; Arthropoda; Arachnida; Sarcoptiformes; Pyroglyphidae
Source: RefSeq, a predicted model, not a curated record